This is a messenger RNA of Coccidioides posadasii C735 delta SOWgp, 984 nucleotides long. RefSeq lists its product as uncharacterized. Gene Ontology annotation, molecular function: oxidoreductase activity. NCBI's taxonomy places the organism in Eukaryota, Fungi, Ascomycota, Eurotiomycetes, Onygenales, Onygenaceae. The record is from RefSeq and is a predicted model, not a curated record.
CGCGAGUCUUGAGUCUCACUUCCGAGUAAAUAUUAGCCAUGCCAUACUCGCUCAAGGGACGAAACGUCCUCAUCACUGGCGGUUCGCGAGGCCUGGGAGCCGCAGUAGCUGAGAGAUUCGCCGCAGAGGGAUCAAACGUGGCCAUCAACUAUGUUUCUAGCGAGGACCGGGCUACAGCGCUCGCAGCGCAGCUUGAGGAAAACCACAAGAUCAACGCAAUAACUCUGCAGGGAGAUGUCAGCUCUCGUUCAGACUGCGAGAAUCUUGUGAAGCAGACAAUUGAACAGCUAGGCGGGCUGGAUGUCAUAAUAUCCAAUGCUGGCUGGACUAGGAUCUCCAACUUUGCUGAUCUUGAUGCAUUGACGGAUGACGAGUGGGAUAGGUGCUGGACAACCAACGUCAAAGCAAACCUGCACCUCUUCCGAGCUGCAAAACCGACUCUCGACGCCAAUCCAGAUGGCGGUGCGUUCAUCAUUACUUCUUCCACGGCGGGCAUAACCCCCGGUGGUAGUAGUAUGGCGUAUUCAGUGAGCAAAGCGGCAGGCUUGCAUUUGAUGAAAGCCCUAGCCUCCACGCAAGGGUCCAAAAUUCGCGUCAAUGCUUUGCUUCCUGGCCUCAUUCUCACAGAAUGGGGGCAACGGUUUCCAAAGGAGGUUGUUGGCAUGUACGAGGAGAAAGUACCACUGAAACGCGUUCCCUCCGUCGACGAUUGUGCCGAUGUAUUCAUCACAAUAGCAAAAAACACUUCCAUGACAGGCCAGCAGAUCCAAGUUGAUUCUGGGUUUGUGAUCAGAUAAUCCCAUACAGAGUGAGAAAGCACGCGUGACACGGAACGCAAUUGAGAAGACUUGUCUUGGAGAUUGAUGAAAUGCGGCACACCCACAGCGUUUUUCAUCAGUGAAGAGGUUCAUAGAAUUUAGAAAUUAGCGUUUCAUCGGACAUCCCCCUGUGAGCCAGUGGCUGAAUAGCCUUAGCCUUGAGGGC